Molecule: messenger RNA, 2918 nt
Organism: Nelumbo nucifera (sacred lotus)
Lineage: Eukaryota; Viridiplantae; Streptophyta; Magnoliopsida; Proteales; Nelumbonaceae
Source: RefSeq, a predicted model, not a curated record
UCAAAUUCUAAUUGCAAGUGAAUGUGUAGAGGCUCAAAAGAGGCUAAAGAGGAAGGGAAUGGCAAUUAAACURGAUUUGGAAAAGGCCUAUGGUUUAGUGGACUGGGACUUUUUGAUUAACAUAAUGAGAAGGUGUGAGUUUGGGAAUUUGUGGUGAAAAUGGAUCAGAGGUUGUCUGCAAACAUGCCAUUUUUCUAUUUUAGUGAAUGGCACUGCAGUUGAUUCCAUUGAAGGGAUCAGAGGCCUUAGACAAGGAGAUCCACUCUCUCCCUUUCUCUUUACUUUAGUGGCUCUAGGCAAGUUAAUCUCAAAGGCUAACUUGAUGCAAUUGAUUAAAGGUUGGACAAUAGGGAGAGGUAGAGCUUUGGUUUCACACUUGCAGUUUGCAGACGACAUCAUGGUUUUUUGUGAUGGGGGGGAGUCAAGAAAGUGUAGAAAAUCUAAAAUUAGUUGUGAGGCUUUUUGAGAAGAUCUCCAACUUGAAAAUCAAUUGGUCAAAGAGUAUAGUGGUUGGCAUUAAUGUGGAGUGCUUUGAGAUCUUUGGCUAAUCUGUUGAGUUGUGAAAAAGGAGAUUGGCCUUUGUGUUAUUUGGGAUUACCCCUUGGUGGAAACCCUAAAUCGGUUAGUUUUUGAAGUCCAGUAGUGGAAAGGUUUGAAAAAAGGUUGGCAAGUUGGAAAAUGAAUUAUAUUUCAUUGGGAGGGAGAAUCACACUGAUUAAAUCCACUUUGUCUAAUCUUCCAGUUUAUUACAUGUUGGUUAUUAGGAUGCCUCGGUUUGUUAUAAAAAGAAUAGAGAAGAUCAUGAGGGAUUUUCUGUGGGAGCCUAGGGAGGGGAAAAAGGAUCAUCUGGUUAAGUGGGAAAAGGUGAAACAGUUGAAAGGGGAAAGGGGUUUGGGAAUUGGAAAUGUAAAGUUGAAAAAUGUAGCCUUGUUAAGUAAAUGGCUUUGGAGGUUCCCUAAAGAAAAUGAGAAGUUAUGGACUAGAGUUAUCUCAAGUAUCCAUUGGCUAUCCAUUGGCUGUCAAGCAAUGGUAGGGAUGCGAGCUGUCUACAAAACGCCACCUUGGCUGCUCCCUGGAAGGCCAUCCAUGAUGUUCUUCCUUUGUUUAUCUCCCAUAUAAGGUAUGGUUUGGUUUUGGGUCAGAAAAUCAGAUUUUGGGAGGACAUUUGGAUAGGGGAUUCUCCCUUAUCUGAGGUUUUCCCUUCCCUUUUUGCUCUUUCUAGUCUCAAAGGAAAACCUAUUAGUGAUUUCACCGAUUCCUCCUCUUCACUUUCAAAUUUGAAUUGGAACUUGGGCUUUAUUAGAAACCUAAGAGAAUCUGAAUUAUCUAGUGUCUCCGCUUUGAUUACCUUGCUGAACUCAAUGGUACUGGGGGAUGGUAGUGGUUCAGAUUCUAGAGUUUGGGCACUCAAUCAGUCUGGAUCCUUCUCUUGCAAAUCUUUCUUGAAUUCUCUUGUUGCCACCUCUUCCUCUCCUUUCCCUGUCAAGGAGGUUUGGUUCUGUCCCAUACCACCUAAAGUCAGUGUCUUUUGUUGGGAAGUCUUCCAUGGCUCCAUUAAUACUUGUGAUCUGCUUCAAAAAAAAGACCAAAUUGGUGUUUGUCCCCAAAUAGGUGUCCUUAUGUAAGCUGGUGAGACUGCCUUUCACCUUUUAAUAUCCUGUUCUUUUGUUAAUCAUAUUUGGGAGUGGUUCUCCCUUCUGUUUGGGUGCAGUUGGAUUUCUCCUGCUAAUCUGGAAAGCUUCUUUAGCUCUCAAACUUUCAAGUAUUCUAAAGAGGCAGAAUCAUGGGAAGAUGCACUAGAGCUGCAGUGGUUUGGACAGUUUGGGAAGAAAGAAAUCUGAGGAUAUUUAAAGAUAAAGAAAGAAGCAAAGAAGUUGUGAUUGAAAUGAUUACUCUAAGGGUGGUGCACUGGGUGAAGACACUAAAAUUGUUUGCUGAUUUUAAGAUAGAAGACUUUUUCAGAUCAUGGGGAACAAUUGCAAGUUCUGCAUCUAGAAGAUCUGUUAUAAAUGAAUCAUGGUCCCCUCCGAAUGAUGGGUGGAAGAAACUAAAUUUUGAUGGCAGCUGUUUGGGAAAUCCGGACCCAUCAGGCAUUGGUGGGGUAAUAAGGGAAGAGAAUGGAAAUGUGUUAGCCGUGUUCUCAGGUCCUAAUCAGCAUGGGGAUGUGGAGAGUUCAGAAAUGAAGGCAGCAGUACUUGGUGUUGAAAAAGCUAAAGAAAUGGGGAUUUACAGAUUGAUUAUUGGAGGGGACUCAAAAAUUGUGAUAAAGUGGCUGAAGAAAGGGGAAGGAAUAAUUUGGCAGUUAAGAAAUGAGCUCAGGCGAUUCAAGCAGGCUUCUAAAGAAAUGGUGAUUCAAAUAAGGUGGAUUAGAAGGUCAUCUAACAGCAUGGCUGAUGGCCUUGCUAAGCAAGGAAUUCAACGACAAUCUAUGUUUUGGGCUAUGUUGUAGUUAGUGGAUCUAUUUAGGGUUACCUUUGGGGCUGCGAUGUAAUUAGUGGGAUAUAUUGGACUUUUUGUCCGCCCACAACUUCUUGUUGUACAUAACUUUUUAAAUUAAUGAAUCUAUUGUGUUACUGAUAAAAAAAAGAAUGCUAGUUUAGGUCAUGUUCAGCCUCCAUCUGAUCAGUACAAAGUAUCUAAAUAUCGAAAUUUAAUAUUUGCGAUAGCUUUGUCUCACAUCCGAGACCUUUCACUGAACUGGUCGUGCAACAGCGACAAUCAAUGAAAAAGAGUAAGCAACGCUUACCCGCAUUAGAAAUAAUAAGUAGAGGGUCUCUGAGUGCCGUCUAUGUAACAAGGCGAACAUGAAUAUUAGGGCUUAACAACUAAAACCGACUUGCAAGGCAAACCACAUCAAGAAUAAAGAAAUCAAGAAACCCUGAGUCAAAACAAGAAGAAAACCAACUAUACGAGGAGAG